Metopolophium dirhodum (rose-grain aphid) is the source of this 8555-nucleotide messenger RNA. RefSeq lists its product as uncharacterized. Lineage: Eukaryota; Metazoa; Arthropoda; Insecta; Hemiptera; Aphididae. The transcript is spliced from 18 exons. Gene Ontology annotation, biological process: regulation of DNA-templated transcription. The record is from RefSeq and is a predicted model, not a curated record. Bases 457 to 7185 code for a protein of 2242 amino acids. Gene Ontology annotation, cellular component: nucleus; chromosome. Gene Ontology annotation, molecular function: protein binding; histone H3K36 methyltransferase activity; DNA binding.
GCGGCACGCGCGAGCGUCCGGACCUUUUCCGCGCACCAGUGUCCGCCACCGCGCGCUGCGACCAACCAUUAAAAAUUGUACGUCUGUACCGUCGGCGUCGGAGCGUUAUCAGUCGUUAGCGUACACAGACGGUCAUUUCGAUUCGGCGGCGGCAAGUGGCAACACGGCGCAAAUACCAUCACCACCCGUUGUCGCUGGUCCGCAACUCAUCCACUGUGACACUGUGUACUGUGUAGUCCGUCGACCGUCGUUGUCUCGCGUUUUGCUCUCCAACACCGGACCACCCUUGACACCAGUACCGUUGACCGUUGUGUACCUUCUCCGUGAAUAAUAACCGUGUACUUCACUGUGGCUUUCGUGCAUCGGCGGCAGUGAUGGCGACUUUCGACCGGUGCACCGGCGGUGGUGCGUCAUUCGUCGGACCCAUUGGAAUUCAGGAUUUAUCUAUGAGUUAAUAUGGAUGAAUAUUGCACAGAAUAUGAUUUAAUGAUACACAGUAACAAGAAAGUUGAAAAACCAUCAAACAAAAGAAAUUCAUCUUCUGAUAUAGAAUUGAUAGAUGAAAACCAAUCUAUUAUUGAUUCUAAAUCAAGUCUACCAACUAGAAAACAAAGACUUAUUGAUUAUUUAACUACAACUCACACACCUGAUAAAAACAUAACUUCAAAUUAUAAAUUACACAAAUUUUCUUCUGUUAAUUUAAUUAAUUUUGUACCAAAAAUUGAUGAUUAUAACAAACCAGUGAAAGUUAAAUCCCAAUGGACCCGUACAAGUCAAAUGGAGUUAGCAUUAGAAAAUUCUACUAAUAAGAAUACUCUACCUGUAAACAAUUUAGCUAAAUCUGAAAAAAUCAAUGAGAUAUUUACAAUGGACCUUUCACCUUCAAAUAGUAUAAUUAAUCAAAUCAAUGAACAUACAGAUGACACUAGAAAAACCGAUAAAAAAACUGAUGCUAAUUCUAACUGUGAAAGCCAUUGUGGUGUUGUUGUAGACAAAUUCAAUGAUGAUUCUGUACCAGUAAAAAGAAAAAGGGGUAGACCCAAAAAAAGAAGUAAUAAUAUUACUGAUAAUACAUCAGUAAUUUCAAAUAUUGGUAAUCAAGAUCCAGUUAAAACAAAUUCAAUUGCUGAUAUGGAACCUAAAAAUACUGAUGAACCAAAAGUUAUAAAAAGAGGUCGAGGCAGACCGAGAAAAAAUGAAUUAACAUCAACUACUAUUCAAAUACCACCAAUUGUGUCAAAUUCAGCUCCAGCAAAAAAACGAAAAAGAACAAAACAAGGUUCUGCUGUUUUAAAGAAGCCAUGUGCAACAAAAUUAAACAAUGAUGAAUUUGAAAAUGAUGAAAUUAUUGAUUCAGAAUUGCACAAAUUAGGUCCAGGACAGCCUGUAAAGUUGUCUUCUAGUGAAGUAAUAAAAUCUUUAACUAAAAAAUUAAAUAAAAAUUUUUUGAGUUAUGAUACAACAGAAGUAAAUGAGAACAUUCCUGAAUCUGGUGAGAGAUCGUUUUCACCAAUCAUGUUAUUUCCAGGCGAUGGUAAUGAUUUUAAGUGUAUAACUAUUUCACGAUUUAAUGAUACAGUAAAAUCACCACAGUUUACUUCGGAAGGAUGUGAUACAUCAACUGACCAAGAAAAUACUACAUGCAUUAAUUUUUUAGAAGGAUGUGAUAACUCAAAUGUACAAGAAAACACUUUAACUGUUAAUUUUUUAGAAGAACGUGAUAACUCAAAUGUACAAGAAAACACUAAAUCUAUUAAUUUUUUAGAAAGAUUUGAUAACACAAAUGUACAAAAAAAAACAUCUGUUAAUUUUUUAGAAGAAUGUGAUAAGUCAAAUGUACAAGAAAAAACUACAUCUAUUAAUUUUUUAGAAGGAUGUGAUAAGUCAAUUUUACAAGAAAAAACUUCAUCUGUUAAUUUUUUAGAAGGAUGUGAUAAGUUAAAUGUACAAGAUAAAAUUGAUUGUGUUUCUGGUACAAGAAUUAAAAUCAAUGAGAUUUUAAGUGAAAGUGAACAAGAUGUGUUCUCUGAACUUGAAAAAGUAGACUGGAAUCUAGCACCUAGACGGAUUAGAUCAAACAGUGUUAAUGAAUCUACUAAAAUAAAAUAUCGGAGAAAUUCUCUUACUGAUAAUUUUGUGUACAACUCUCCAAAAAAAUCAAAAAAAAGUAUGUUUGAGGAUUUGAAGUCACUGAAAUCUUGGAAAAGUGUUUCUUAUUUAGAACGCGGACCAAAUAUACAGGUUGAAAGAAUAAUACAAAAUGACCUGGCUAAAAAAUUUAGAUCAAAGUUGAAACGUAGCAGAAGUUUUCCAAACUGUUUAUUUUUAGAUACAGUUAUCUGGAGAUUUCUAGUUCAAGAAUGUGAAUAUGAAUGUGAUUCAGAAGAAAAUUAUGAGUCGUCAUCAGAUUUGAAUGCAGAUUCAAAUUCAGAUUCUGAUGGAUGUGAAAAUAGUAAGCCCACACAGCAAUAUGAACAACCAGAAGAGAAAACCAACUAUAUGUCUGGAAAUUUAGAUAAUUUAAAUAUGUUGUGUUCUACUAAUGAUCUACCAUCAUUCCAAAUACCUCCAAACAUAAGCGAUUUGGAAAAUUCUGAAAGUGAUCCGGAGGAUCUCAGAGGUUCUGAUAGAUAUGAAUGCCAUUUCCUUGAAAAUAGUGAACCCUCAAACAUAAGCGAUUUGAAAAAUUCUGAAAGCGAUCAAGAGGAAUUUGAAGGCAAGAUUAGACGAUCUAAGCGAUUAAAUACAAAAUUUAAGGCUACUGAUAUGUUAGAGGAAGAAUAUUUAUUAUCAUCUGAAAAUUCAAAAAUUGACUCUUUACUGUUAGCUGAUGAAAUUCGAAAAGACAACGAAAUACAUUUAGCAGAAGCUAGAGCAAAUGACCCGGAGUUGGAUAAAAAAUUAAAAAAAUUGAACUUUACUUUAAUAACUAACAAUUUGUUCAGGCCUCAUAGGAGAAAAAUGGGUGAGUAUACACCAGCAGAAGCACAAGAAUUACGGAGACUAAAACCAAGGAUAAUUAUCAAUUCUGAUACUUAUAAAUGCCACUGUAAGUAUACAAGAAAAGACUGGAUUGAAAAAAAGCCUGGGUGUGCUACAGAGUGUUUAAAUCGUUUAUUGAAUAUUGAAUGUGGAAAAGCUUGUGUUUUGAAGUCUUUAUGUACAAACAAGCAAUUUCAAAAUAAACAAUUCAAACGAACUAAAGUUAUCAAAACUGCAGAUAAAGGCUAUGGUGUUUUUGCGCUUGAAGAUAUCCCAAGUGGAACAUUUGUUGAUGAAUAUAUGGGAGAAGUUAUUGAUCAAUGUGAAAUGAUAAUCCGAAUGAAAAAAACAUUGUAUAAAAAUAACAAUUAUAUGGUACAAUUGAAACAUGAUGAAAUAAUCGAUGCUACGCGGAAAGGAAAUAUUACAAGAUUCAUAAACCACAGCUGUGAACCAAACUGUGUUGCAGAAAAAUGGAAUGUGUUGGGUGAAUCUCGAAUGGGGUUUUUUAGCAAAGAGCUAAUACGAAAAGGAGAAGAAAUUACUUUUGACUACAGUUUUGAAAUAUUUGGAGAUGCUGCACAGCAAAAGUGUUAUUGUGGCACACCAAAAUGUCGAGGAUUUAUAAGCAAAAAGUCUAGAACAGGAGAUGAUCAAAGCAGUUGUUCUGAGGAUAAUGAUGAACAUGAAGAUGACAAUGUGUCGUUAAUAGUUAUACCAGAUGCAUGUUUGGAGAAAAAAAGAAAAGCAAUUAAGAAAAUAUCUAACAAGGAUAGAAAACGUUUACGACAGCUUGAUCAACAGUUAACGGAUAUCAGUAAAUUAAAAAAUAAAAACCGCUCAGACUUGGAGAGCUCAACAUUAAAUUUAAAUAAGCUAAUGGUUCAUAUCACGGAUUCAAUGAGUAGAUCACAUAUUUUGAAAUUUAUCCGAGAUAACGAUUUAAACUGUAAGAGGUUGUUUAUGAAUUUUAAUGGAUUGAAUAUAAUACAUAGUUGGAUGACUUCAAAUAAUAACAAACGUUUGAAAUUAGAAAUUGUUGAAACUCUAUCAGAUCUUCCAAUUUCAAACAGGAAUACAAUAACAAAAUCAAAGGUUUUGGAUAUUGUUUCACAAUGGGCUAAUAUUCCAUUAAACAUAAAAGAAAUGAUUGAAAAUUUAGAGUAUCCAAUAUCACAAAUAAAGGAACAUGAACAAGAAAUUGAUAAAUUGUUACCAGAUGUAAAAAAUAUAUCACCAUUAGUUAAAGCAGCAAGAAUUUUAUGGAAAAAAUGGAUAGUUCUGAAAAUUGUUUUUAAAAUACCAAAAUUAGAUCGUCCAAAAGAAGUGAACAUUCCUGAUGACGUUAUCCAACCACCAGUACUGUUUUCACAAACACAAACAAAUUCUGUUCCAUAUCAUUUUGGAAAUCCUGCAGUUCCUAAUCAACCUUCUAAAAUAAGUUAUGUGCAAAGCCAAGGUAAUGGUCAGACCAAUUCUGUGGAUUCAUUAAGUAAAAUAAUUAAUCAUCAAAAAAUUAAUCGAGACAAAAACAAAACGGUUUUGGAAUGGAAAAAACAAUGUAAUCAUCAGCCUUUUAAAAAAAAUAAGGUUAUUAGUCCUGCCAUGGUAAAUUAUUCAAUUAAUUCAGUUUUAAAUCCAAAGCAAAGCUCAACAUCUACAUUUAAAACGAAAAUUAUACACCAAGAUAUUCCAACGAUUGGAAGCCGCACUCUUAGUAAGAAUUUAAAAUGGAGUGACAUCACUGAAGAUAACUCAAUGGUCUAUGAACUUCCAACUGAUUCUUCUGAAAAAAUUAAUUCUACUAAUAUACUAAGUAUCGAAGUAAUUGAAACUGAACCAAUUGAAUAUUACCCUAUUGAACAAAUUUUAACUAUAAACCAAACAUGGAAUUUACCGCCUCCAACCAUUGUUGAUCUUUGUAAUGGAUCUACUCUGCAUUCUAUACUAAAAACAGUUCCUCCAUGUUUACCGAAUGACUUUAUUUCAAAUACGUCUGAUGAAACUAGACAAAGUUUAUUUUCUUAUGAUAUUACUGCUUGGUGUGUAAUGCGUCCGCAAAAUGUGAUGUAUGAUGCUCAACAUCCAAGCAUUCAAGAACAAUUAGCUUUCCUACCGAUGGACAUAACACUAAAAAAAUCAACUAAAACUCAAUUAAAUAUACCAAAUACUAAUGUAGAAAAAACAGAAUCCAAUAAAAAAUAUAAAGUGGUACAGCCACUAGAUGAAGAUAUGCAUAAAAAAUAUAAAGUGGUACAGCCACUAGAAGAAGAUAUGCAUAAAAAAUACAAAGUGGUACAGCCUCUAGAAGAAGAUAUGCGUAAAAAAUUAUUUAAACAAUGUGAAGAAAAUGUGCAACAAUUAAUUGAUAAAGGAAUAUUGAAUGUUAGUAAAACAGCUAGACAAAAUUAUGUAGAUCAGUCUCCAAUUAAAAUACUUCAAUCAUUUUUUAAUAAAAAACCAGUGAAAUCAUCAAAUGUGGCACCUGAAAACAAACCAAAUCAAUAUAUUUUGCCUAACUUAAUCAAACGCAUAAAAGUAAUUAGUAAUUGUUAUCGAAAUCAGCCAUCCAAAAUAAUUGAAAUAAAUAAUUUAGUAAAAUCAAAUUCUCAAAAAAGUAAAAAUGACAUAUUUAGAAUUAAGGACGACCAAAAGACUGUAAUAACUGAUACAACUUCAGCAGCUUUAAUGUUACAUAAUGAACAACUAAGUACUGUUCCUGAAACACUUAACUUGAAUAAGAUGUUCAAUAAUAAAUCGUUGAAAUUAAAUACAACAAAUAUAUUUGCGUUUAAAAUUUUGAACGGUUUGGUAAAACAUAAUUCAAGCAUGCCCCAAAAUUUUAUUCUCCAAUUACCAUCAGAUACCAAGAUAAUAACUCACAACCCUUCAUAUGAAUUAGAACUUCACUAUAAAUUAUUUCCAUCAGUAGAAAAUAUUUUGUGUGCUGAAUUAAAGAGGGGAGCUGGUAAAGACAUCAUAAAAGUGUACAAACAAAAAAUAGUCAUGAAAUAUGAUGAAACAAAAGCCCCAGAAUCAGAUAAUUUAGAUUUGAUAUUAAAAGAAAAUAAUGUUUUAUCCGGUAACAGUAUAAAAAUACCUCAAGUAAAAAAACAAUUAAAAAGAAAAAUGCCUUUGCCACCUUUACACAACAUAAAAAAUAAAAAAAUUAGUAAAUCCAGAAAUCAAGCUACAAUAAUAAAUAAGACUAAUGAUAAUACAGUUUUCAAAAAACCAAUGCCUCCUGUUAUUAAUAAAAACAGCUCUCAACGUAUUAAUACUUCCGUUACCAGCCAAGUGCAAGAACUAUCAAGUAUUGCGCUGAUUAAUACAAAUGCAAAUGAAUUUAGACAAAAACCUAGUACAUCAAGUCAAAUAAUACUAAGUACUGCUUCCUUAAAAUUAGAUUUGAACGAUUUCAGAUUGGAACCUAGUACAUCAGGUUGUGUAAAACCAGAUAUUGGUCCAUCAAAAAUAAAUCUAAAUGAAGUAAGUGAAGAACCAUCUAAUGAAUUAAUCACAAAUAUUACAACGUUAAAAACAAAUGCUAAUGAAAUUAGACAAAAACCUCUAAUGAAGUGUUUACCAUUCAAUAAAGUAGACAGCAUUUUAAUAACUGAACUAGAACAGAAUGCUAAACUUUUAGCCUCAACUUUAGCUAUGGAUUCCACUUAUGUCUUACCAUCAACAGAAGCUAAUAGUGAACUAAUUGACCCAAUCGUACAGAACUUCAAGAAUUCUAUUAGUCAAAAGAAAUCUAUGAUACGUGCAAAUCUUGUUGAUGAUCCUAUUGUGAGAGAUUAUAUACAACGUACUCAAUCAAAAUCGGUUGAUACAAAUCGUAAAUGUAAGCUACCAGAAAGUAUGAUGUCUUUACCUGUUGAGGUUCUUAACCUUGUACCAGACAAUCAAAGGGAAAUCAAGUAUGUUAUUGAUUUUUAUCACGCAAUGGCUACAGUUAUUGUCAAAGUAUUAGACUUGUAUGUGAAGAAGAGUUGCAAACAAGGGCGUAUAAAAAAUGAUGAUGAUUUCAAAUAUUUAGCUAAAAAGCUCAAUUCCAAUAUAUUAUUCAAAGAGCUUCAAGUUAAAAAGGUAGAAGAUUUAAGAAUUAGUGAUAGUGUCAAGCAAAAAGUUGAACAGUACAUUAAAAAAUAUAUGUUAAAAUAUGGAAAACUGUACAGAAGAAAAAGUACUGAUCAAUGAUCCUGUGCAAUAACAUUUUCAACCAAAUAUAAGAUAAUUUUUAUGGAUACUAUUUAUCAAAAUAGUAAAAUUUAUUUAUUUUUACAAAUUUUACUUUUAAACUUUCCAAGGUAAAUUAUUAUUAUUUUCAUGGUUAUUUAUAUUGUUUUAAAUGCAUUUAAUGUGUUUUGUUUUAAUUUUAGAUAAUAAGACAGAAAAAAUAACUAUUUUUUAUUAGCAAAGUUGGGUAUUUUUAAAAAGAUGUUUAUCUUUGUUAUACACAACUUACUGUUAACCAUAUUAUGUAUUUUUAAGAAGUUAUAUUCUAUACACUUUUGUAGGUUAAUUUUUAUGUUUUUUUGCAGUUAUUAUUUUUAAUUUAAAUGUUCAAUACUAAUAUUUUGAUAGAACCAAGAAUUCAUUGUUUUAAAAUUAUAUAGCUUCUUUUUAAUAUUAUACGCACCGAGCAAGUAUAAUGUAACAAAUCAGAGAUUUUUCCCAGAGUUAAUUUUUCUAACACACUAAUUUUAACAUUAAUUAAUCUUUUAAAUUAUCAUUUUAAAUAGUUUUUUUUUUAUAAUGAAGAAGUGUAACAUCAACUUAGUAUCAAAUUGUCAGUAUUUUUCCUACUUUAUUUGAUAUUAUUAGAAUUUUUUGAAUAUGGUUGUUAAAUAUACAUUGUAUUUAAAUCAAAUUUCAAUUUCAAUUAUUACCUUAUAUAAUAGAUAUUUUGUUUUUUAUUAGUAAAUUUUACACUGCCAUUUAUGAAUAAUCAAGAGCGAUAAAUUUUGUUGGCAAAGCAGACUCUGCAGACAAUAAAAAAAGAAUGUUAACCUUACAUUUAAAGCUUUUAAGUAUUGGUAUUCAUAAUUUUAACAAUGUUAACAUAAUAUGACAUUUGAUAUUCACAUUUUAUUUUUCCAAAACUCAAGUAGGCUACUUUUUAAUUUGUUAAGUAAUAUUCUGUUUUUGUAAAUAAUUUUACAUAGAGUACCUUUUAUUAUAUUUACAAGCGGGAAAAGUUUCUAUUUAAUAAAAUAUAUAUGCAAUACAAUUUUAGUCUUAAGAAAUGUCCCGCUGAUCUCUAACUUCGUGUAUAUUUUCAUAUGAAUAUAUAUGUAUGUGUGUUCUAUGAGUGUAAUUGUACAAAUAUUUAUUGAAAUGUUUAUUAUUUUUUCAAACUAUGUGUAUACUUGAAAAUAUUGUAUUUUGUAACUUUCUCUCAUAGCUCAAUAAUAAGUAAUUUUUCUAUUCCAAAGGUUUUUGGUUCAGUCAUUAAAAUACUGUUACAAUAGGUUCUUAUUGUGUAUACAUUUUUUGUCACCAAAUUGAAACGUUUUGUACUGGACAUUUUUGUUUAUAAGAAUAAAAAUCUUAUGUACUUAGAUGAA